This is a messenger RNA of Epinephelus moara (kelp grouper), 5361 nucleotides long. RefSeq names its product eukaryotic translation initiation factor 2-alpha kinase 3 (gene eif2ak3). Gene Ontology annotation, molecular function: protein binding; protein kinase activity; ATP binding. The transcript is spliced from 18 exons. The record is from RefSeq and is a predicted model, not a curated record. Gene Ontology annotation, biological process: protein phosphorylation. NCBI's taxonomy places the organism in Eukaryota, Metazoa, Chordata, Actinopteri, Perciformes, Serranidae. Bases 329 to 3634 code for a protein of 1101 amino acids.
GUGCGACUGAGCGGGACUGACAGCGCGCGGCGCAAUCACAGACCGGAACAUGAAUGUUUAGCGAACACGCAGGUUUUCCGGUCCAAUCCCAGAGUGGAGACGAGGCGGGACAUGUCGUUACCAAGGCGAGACUGGAGUCAAGUAUAAAGGGAAUAACAUGGUGUCCCAGCGGCUGUUUAUGUUUACUUAAAGAAGACAUUUGGACGGAAGCUGUGCGGGACACUGCGGACUCUUCUUCGCUCUUUGCACUUUAACUUUUUUGUAUGUUCAGAUUUACACGGCCCGUGGCAUGUAGAUCUCAUAUUUCACUAAUGUGCCAGUCUUACAAAUGGAAAGGGGGCUUCACUUUGGAAACGUGAGCAUUUCCCUGGUGCUCCUCUUGUUGCUCAAAGCGCUCAUCGGAUUCGGGACUUCGCACGCGCAGGGCUCCGCCGUCGGGAGGGAGCCGCAGUCCGCCGCGCGGGGCUCCAGCUCGGAGGAACAUGGUGCCGGAGUCAUGGAGCGGGCCAGGGGCAACGUCGGCGCCCCGGUCAUCGUAGCAGACGUCACCGUGGAGGACGACGACAACGGGUCGGCGGGGGAGGGCGACGAGGCGUACGGAGAAAGUGGCGGAAACGUCCAACCGACGAGGUCUCUUGUGAUCAUCAGCACCCUGGAUGGGCGGAUCUCUGCACUGGAUCCUCACAACCAGGGCAGGAAGCAGUGGGACCUGGAUGUUGGCUCAGGGUGCCUGGUGUCGUCCAGCCUCAGCAAACCUGAGGUGUUUGGCAAUAAGAUGGUCAUCCCUUCACUGGAUGGUGCCUUGUUCCAAUGGAACCGGGACAGGGAGAGUAUGGAGGCAGUGCCUUUCAGCGUGGAGUCCCUGCUGGAUUCGUCUUACCGGAUCGGGGAGGACACUGUCCUGGUCGGGGGCAAAUCUCUCACUACCUACGGCCUGGGUGCCUACAGCGGCAAGCUUCGGUACAUCUGCUCUGCGGUGGGCUGCAGUCGCUGGGGGGAAGAGGAGCUGGAGGCCGAAGACGUGCUCCUGCUGCAGAGGACUCAGAAGACCGUGCGAGCCAUCAGGCCUCGAUCAGGGAUGGAGAAGUGGAACUUCAGCGUCGGCACCUUUGAGCUGAAGCUCAUUCCUGAGACACAGUCUGGGAUCAACUUCCUGGAGGGAGAAUUUGCUGGUGGUGAGUCCUGGAGGGAGAGUCAGCGGGUCAUCGUUGAUGAACCCAAAGAUCGAGAGCACACAGAGAACAAUCAGAACCAGAACCUGGACCUCGUCAUCAAAGUGUCUGUCCCUGACUGGAAGGUCAUGGCCUUCAGUACGGAGCCUGACGGGCAGCUGGUGUGGGAGCGUCAGUUCUGCACUCCCAUCGCUUCGGCUUGGCUGGUGGGCGGGGGCAAAGUCACGCCGAUCACCUUGUUUGACGACAAUGCCUACAGCAACCAGUCGGAAACCGAUGAAGAGGAUGACGACGACGAAUCCAAGCAGAACAGAGGAGAAGAGGAAUCCAGUGUUUACCUCGGGAUGUUCCAGGGACAGCUCUACCUCCAGUCCUCAGUGAGGAUCAGUGAAAAGUUCCCUUCCAAAGCUAUCGGAUCGGAGAAGGACAUCAUUCCACUGCCAACGGUCAAAUGGAAGCCUCUAGUCCAUUCCCCGUCUCGGACACCAGCCCUGGUCGGCUCCCAUGAAUUUGACAAGUGUCUGAAUAAUGACAAGUUCUCCCAUGACGAGUACAGCAACGGAGCCCUGUCCAUCCUCCAGUAUCCGUACGACAACGGAUACUACUUCCCCUACAGCAAGCGUUACCGGGAGAAACGUGAAAGUGCCAUAAGCCUGAUAAAAGGAAACGGUGCAGGGGGUGACAGCCGCAGGAGGAAGGACCCCGUGCUGCUGCUGCCAUGGUGGAAGGAGAUCCUCGGCACCAUCGUCUUCUGCAUCGCCGCCACCACCUACAUCGUCCGCAAAUUCUUCCACCCUCCCGCCCCCGUGGCCUAUGUGAGGCAGCGGAAAGAGUCGGAGACACAGUGCCAGACCGACUGCAAGUUUGACCUUGAGGUUGUGGAAUCCAAAGAGCCUGUUGCCAUGGAGACCCGCUCCAGUGAAUAUGUGUCCAGGUACCUGACUGACUUUGAGCCGGUGCAGUGCCUCGGCCGCGGGGGGUUCGGCGUCGUGUUUGAAGCCCGCAACAAAGUGGACGACUGCAACUACGCCAUCAAAAGGAUCCGUCUGCCCAACAGAGAGCUGGCUCGUGAGAAGGUGAUGCGAGAGGUGAAGGCGCUGGCCAAGCUGGAGCAUCCCGGGAUUAUCCGCUACUUCAACGCCUGGCAGGAGAGCCCCCCCGAGGGCUGGCAGGAGGAGAUGGACCAGAGGUGGCUGAAAGACGCCAGUACCACCGACUGGCCAAUGAGCUUCCUCGACCACAUGGAGGCGCUGUCAGUCAAAGUCCCCGUGUCCAGCUCAGUGUCUCCCUCCUCUGGACCUGGAGGAGACGUCCUGGAGGCCUCCGUCGACGCACAGGCUCUGCUCUCCAGCAGCGCCAGCGGUGCUGUGGGUUUCAGCAUUGGUGACGGAGACCUGUCCUUCCACCCGCUGCUGGGCCACGACAGCCUGAUGUCUGAGAGGGACAGCCAGGCCGACCCCGACGCCUCAGACACCCCCCACUCCUUCGAGCUGUGUCCCCCACGUGGCCCCAGCGACUGCACCUCUUCUUCCUUUGACAUCGUGUUCGAGGACUCGGGCUGCGACCGAGACGCCGACGCAGACACAGACUCGGCUUCCGGCGUAGCCAGCCCAAGCACGAUGACGGAGAAGAACAGCUCGUCUUCCUCGCACACCAGACGACAGGAAUCUGUCCCGCCCUCCUCUUCCUCUCCCCCUCGGCCAACCUCACUCACACUGGCUCUCCCAGCGACUCCUCCGACUCAGAGAGUUCAGCCGUCGCCAAAGGUGUACCUGUACAUCCAGAUGCAGCUCUGUCGGAAGGAGAACCUGAAGGACUGGAUGGCUCAGCGCUGCCUCACGGAGCAGAGGGAGCACAACCAGUGUCUGGAUAUCUUCGUCCAGAUCGCAGAGGCCGUCGACUUCCUGCACAGCAAGGGCCUCAUGCACAGGGACCUCAAGCCCUCCAACAUCUUCUUCACGAUGGACGACGUGGUGAAGGUGGGAGACUUCGGCCUGGUGACGGCCAUGGACCAGGAGGAAGAUGAGGACGAGCCGAGUGCUCUGACGCCCGCCCCGCUCCUGACCCGGCACACGGGCCAGGUGGGCACCAAACUGUACAUGAGCCCCGAGCAGCUCUCUGGAAACUCGUACUCUCACAAAGUGGACAUUUACUCUCUGGGUCUGAUCCUGUUCGAGCUGCUGUAUCCUUUCAGGACGCAGAUGGAGAGAGUGAGGACGCUGACAGAGGUGAGAGCGCUGCGCUUCCCUGAGGUCUUCUCCAAAAACAACGUGCAGGAGCUGAGCAUGGUGCGCAGCAUGCUGUCCUGGAGCCCCGCCGAGCGCCCAGAGGCCGCUGACAUCACAGGGACUCCUCUCUUCCAGGAGCUGGAGCUGCCAUGCCGACUGGCCAUGAGGCAGCGCUCCCGUACCUACAGCGCCUCGUCCAUGGGCCGCCCCUCACGCCAGACAUCGACUACCUGAAAGUCCCGUGACGCAAUAUGUAACCCCGCCCCCUCAACCCCCGCCUGCUGUCACACACUGCCUCAGACUCUGAACGCCGAGUACCACAGGAAGUUACCUCGGUGGCUUCAGAGCAGCGAGAUAACGUCCUGUUCCUGUUACUCACACACAUGCCGUUACGUCUCCGCACACCGACAUGCUGCCCUCCUCCCGAUUUUAAUCCCACCUACAGGUGAAAGAAGAUUUUAAAGCAGCAGCUGAUCUGUAACGUUCUGACCCGACUGGACUCAAGUCGACCAAUAAAUAAUUCUUAGAGAAGCAGACGGACCGCGUCCAUCAGCUCAGUGUUGACUAACCAUUGAUCAGCUCAUUGAUUCUGAAAUGUUAACAUGAUGAAAUAAUCCUCCUCACUCUGAGGUCAUUAAUGAACACGCUGAGAAUUAUUAAACGUCCAAUCUGACUCCAGUCUGGUCCGAACGCGCUGCUCGCUCCCAACAUUCAGCCAGUGUUGACCCACCCACGCCACACCUCAGGUAUCAAACCAAGAGGACGAUCCAAAGGGGCCUUUGAUCAUCUAUCUACUGGUGACCAGUCUGAUCACUGGUACGAGCACUAAGCGGUGUUCUGACACCUGAUAUGCCUGAUUUGGGAGACCAAAAAAGACCCUCUCUUUUUUCCUACGUGUUUUUUUUUUUUUUUAAGAGAAGGUGAUGUGUGUCGCAGAGAAGAGUUUAUGAAUCAGAUCAGAUAUGAUUUGCCUUUAGAAGGAGGCGUGCGGCGCCUCUGGAUGAAUGAAUGAUGCUGAACCUCUGUCUUUCUGCCUGUACCUGAUAGGAAGGUGAAGGGGUGAGUGUGAGUCUAUGAUCUUAAAGCCAGUACCUGGAAGCAGUUUUUUUUAGUGUGUAAAUUUCCACAAUGACUCUGAGGUGCUCAAUCAUUUCUCCAACACCUCCUCUUUAAUCUGUGUAAAUACCUGAAGGGAAAAUGUGUUUAUAUCUUUUUUCUUUGUGAAUCAGAAGACGUGUGGGACUGAUGUGUACAUACUGUAAGGCUCCGGUGCUUGUAAAUGGCUUUUCAUAAGGAAACUGUAAGAUAGUGUGAAAUAUACCGUGGGAGAGGAACAAAUACGUACAGAGGUGUGACACUGACACGCCAGGAAAAUAAAAAACAUGUCAGCAUCAGGUGAUAACGUGAAAAGUUUCCUGAUAAAACAAGAUGUUUGUCACGUUUUUACAACAUGUUUUGUAUGUUUUAAAAAGAAAAGUUUCACAAAAGAUAAAAUAUAUUGUAGUAUAUUGAUAUAACAAGAAGUUUCUUAUUUUACAAGUUUUUGUUACAAUUGAAAAGUUUCUUGUUAUGACAUGGAAUUUCUUGAUAUAAUUGAAAAGUUUUCUGUUAUAACAUGAAAAUAUCUUGAUAUAAUUGAAACGUUUUCUGUUAUAACAUGAAAAUAUCUUGAUAUAAUUGAAAAGUUUUCUGUUAUAACAUGAAAAUAUCUUGAUAUAAUUGAAAAUAUCUUGAUAUAAUUGAAAAGUUUUCUGUUACAACAUGAAAAUAUCUUGAUAUAAUUGAAAAGUUUUCUGUUAUAACAUGAAAAUAUCUUGAUAUAAUUGAAAAUAUCUUGAUAUAAUUGAAAAGUUUCCUGUUAUAACAUGAAAAUAUCUUGAUAUAAUUCAAAAUAUCUUGAUAUAAUUGAAAAGUUUCCUGUUAUAACAUGAAAAUAUUCUGUAAAAACAUGACAACAUCUC